AUGUCCUCCACACAACCCACCCACCGUCGCGCCGUCCGCCGAACAGACGACUACACCCCCAACACCCCCAAAGUGAACAUCAUAACAGAGCCACUCCCCCUCCCCUUAUCCCCCACGGCAGUUCUCAUCCGGGUCCACGCCGUGGCCCUCAACUACCGCGACGCAAACAUCGCCAACGGCGGGAACCCAUGGCCUGUUCUCCCCCACGGGAUCCUGGGCAACGACGCCGCCGGAGAAGUCAUAGCCACCGGGGACAAAGUGAAGACCCUGGCUGUUGGGGAUCGCGCGGCGCCAAUCACAGAUACUGAGCAGAUUACAGAGCGUGCGACGAAGCGGUCGUGGCUGGCUGCUGAUGAAGACGGGGUGAUGGCGGAUUACAUUGUUUAUGAUGAGAGUGUGCUGUGUAAACUUCCGACUUAUUUGGAUUGGGUGCAGGCGUCGAUGAUUCCUUGUGCGGGGGUUACGGCGUGGUCGGCGUUGAAGGGGAUGAGGAUAGGGCAGACGGUUUUGGUGCAGGGGACCGGGGGAGUUAGCAUGUUUGCGCUAAAGUUGGCGCUCGCGGCUGGUCUGCGUGUGAUUCUGACAUCGUCGAGUGAUACGAAGCUGAAGGCUAUUAAGGAGAAGUAUUCUGGUUCUGCUAUCUUGACAGUUAAUUAUAGGAAUACGCCGGAGUGGGAUGAAGAGGUGUUGAAGCUUACUGAUGGUGUCGGUGUGGACUUGGUGGUGGAGAAUGGCGGAACGGGAUCCCUUGUCAAAAGUAUGCGAUGUACUCGUCGUGGCGGGGUGGUCAGUCAGGUGGGAUAUCUUGGGAAGCAGGAUCCGUCUGAGCUGCGAGAGCUGGUGCCAACUCUUAUUGAUCGGAGGAUCAACCUUAGGGGCAUUAACGCGGGCUCGAAGAUUGAUAUGGAGGACUUUUGUGAGGCACUGUCGGCUUCGCAGACGCAGCUCGAUGACCUUAUUGAUAAGGUGUUUCCGUUUGAGCAAGCGGAAGAGGCUGUUGAGUAUGUUUGGCAGGGUAGGCAGGUUGGGAAGGUUGUGUUGCGUCUGUAG
Messenger RNA from Aspergillus luchuensis, 1050 nucleotides. RefSeq names its product zinc-dependent alcohol dehydrogenase family protein. The transcript is spliced from 3 exons. Gene Ontology annotation, molecular function: oxidoreductase activity. NCBI's taxonomy places the organism in Eukaryota, Fungi, Ascomycota, Eurotiomycetes, Eurotiales, Aspergillaceae. The coding region runs from base 1 to 1050 and encodes 349 amino acids. The record is from RefSeq and is a predicted model, not a curated record.